Messenger RNA from Saccostrea cuccullata (small rock oyster), 2995 nucleotides. Its product is annotated as disintegrin and metalloproteinase domain-containing protein 10-like. Gene Ontology annotation, cellular component: plasma membrane. Gene Ontology annotation, biological process: Notch signaling pathway; membrane protein ectodomain proteolysis. The transcript has 18 exons. Gene Ontology annotation, molecular function: metalloendopeptidase activity. The coding region runs from base 64 to 2553 and encodes 829 amino acids. The record is from RefSeq and is a predicted model, not a curated record. NCBI's taxonomy places the organism in Eukaryota, Metazoa, Mollusca, Bivalvia, Ostreida, Ostreidae.
UAUCAGAUCCCGGAAGUUCUUGGCCGCCAUUACUACACAGGAUGUUAUUGUCCUAGCCUGGUCAUGAGACUCCUUAUUUUGUCCACUGUCAUUCUAAUUUAUAUAAUUCAUAUUAUAAAUGCAGAACAGCGGAUUUUAAAUGAUUACAUACGACAUUACGAGGAACUACGAUAUGAUACAGAACAAUUUCAUAAGGACCAUCUAAGGGCAAAAAGAUCAACAAGUAAAAAUCUGGAACUUAAGUUUUCAUCUCAUGGAAGGACAUUUCAUCUAGACCUUCACCCCUCAGACAGUGUCUUCACAGCUGAUCACAAAUCUCUUCAUCCCGACGGGUCAGAGGAACUCGUUGAUACCUCCUUUAUUUAUGAUGGCCAAGUACGAGGUGCUCCACACAGCAGCGUUCACGGCGCCGUAUUACGUGGGAUAUUUCGGGGCACCAUCACGCUGUCACCAGAGGAAAUCUAUUUCAUCGAGCCGGCGGACCGGUACUUCCCGAAUUCUGUCCGUCCUUUAGAAUUUCACUCCAUUAUAUACAGGGAGGACCAUAUGAACCUUGACCCCUACAGACACAAACGUGCCAGCACCGGACUUGAUGGGAGUUGUGGACUGGACAAAUAUCAGGACUGGAUGUCAGAAAGAAGUCACACAGACGAAAAAUUGUAUAGCGAUGUCCAUGGUCACUAUAGGUCUAGUAGCAUGUACAGUAGGGAUUCCAACAGUAAACCCCACCGUACAAAGAGAGCUCCCCCAGGGAGCAGUUGUUAUUCCAAACCUGAGCGGACGUGUAAUCUGUAUCUCAGAGCAGAUCCUGUGUUGUUUAACGCCACAAGAAAAAAUGGGGAUGUGGCGGCGGCUAAGGAUGAAAUCCUGGCUUUGUUCUCAAACCAUGUGUCCGCCAUUAACCAGAUCUACAGUUCUACCAAGUUUCAGACGUUUUGGGGUAACACUCCAGGGACGCCAUGUUUUGAAGGAAUGAAUUUUAGGAUUCAGAGAACAACGAUAAUGACGGACGAAUCUCUAAAGUGCACGACCUAUCUACGGACGAACGCUCUCAGCUUCUGUAACCCAAACAUUGACGUCAGCAACUUUCUGAACCUGAACUCUCUGGACGAUCACGAUCCAUUCUGUCUGGCCUUCGCCUUUACCUAUCGGGACUUCUCUGGAGGGACCCUAGGACUGGCAUGGGUGGGGUCUCCCUCAGCUGCAGCGGGGGGCGUAUGUGAGCGUUAUAAAACAGUUAGGGAGCAGGGUAGAGCUGUACAGAAGAGUCUGAACACCGGAAUAGUUACACUCAUCAACUACGCACGCCGUGUUCCACCGAGAGUAUCACACUUAACAUUCGCUCACGAAGUAGGACACAACUUUGGAUCUCCGCAUGAUAAUGGAGAAAUUUGCGCCCCGGGAGGGGAUCAGGGCAAUUUUAUCAUGUAUCCAAGCGCGACCAAGGGUAACCGCCCUAACAACGAUCAUUUCUCUAAGUGCAGUAAGGGAAAUAUCACGUUAGUCUUAGACGCGGUAGUCAACGAGAGAAACGGGAAGUCUAACUGCUUUAAAUCAUCGGGCGCGGCAUUCUGCGGUAAUGGUAUAGUAGAGUCGGGGGAGCAGUGUGAUUGCGGAUAUAAGGAUGAGUGUACAGACAGGUGCUGCCACCCUCGGAGUAGUGACCCCAACGACAAACUGAUGUGUACAUACAGAGAUCCGUCAUAUAAAUGCAGCCCGACAGAAGGACCUUGCUGUACUGAAGAUUGUAAUUUUAAAUCAAACAAUUCCUAUAUCUGCCGAGCCUCCACCGACUGUAGUCUAAAUGAAACAUGCAACGGAACUAGCGCAGAGUGUCCAGUUUCUGAAAAUAAACCGGACAUGACCUACUGUAACGACUAUACUCAAGUCUGCAUAAACGGGGUCUGCGAAGGAUCCCUCUGUAAAAGAAUAGGUUAUAACAAUACGUCAUCACGUGGUCAGUGGGACGAAUGCUACAUCAGCAAGUCUGGUUCCCUCUCUGUGGUUGAUAAAGAAAGACUGUGUUACUUGGCUUGUAAACAAGAUGCCAACGAGACGUGUUAUGUUUCGGAAGAUGACGGAAUUCCAAAGGCAUUCAGUGACCUAGUUACAAAAGUGAAGAAUUUGCGUGGAGAUACUUCACACAUUUCAGUUGCCUCAGGCACACCCUGUAACAAUUAUGAAGGCUAUUGUGACGUUUUCCAUAGAUGUAGAGGUGUGGACAACGAGGGACCUCUAGAACGACUGAAAAAUUUGAUCUUUGGAGAAGAAACUCUCACCACAAUCAAAAACUGGAUCAUUGAACAUUGGUGGGGUGUGAUGCUAAUUGUGGUCGGGGUUGUGAUUGUAAUGGGUAUCUUCAUCAAAGUAUGCUCUGUAAACACACCAAGUGAAGACCCAAAACUGAAGAAAUUUAGAAAAAAGAAUAAAAAGGAAAGAGGGCCGGUGAAAAAUCCUGGACCGUAUUACAUAGGAGGAAAAAACAAUGGAAUAGAGAAUGGACGAGGAGGAAUGGGGAAUAACAGACGGAAUAUGGAAAUGGGGAAAGUCUAGAUUAGAUCAGUAAAAGUACAGCAUAUAGACGUGAACAGUGAAAGAAGUCAACAAUGCAUACCUGGCUCCAAAAUCACAAACUAAGAACAGAUUCUAUCCGAAAAUUUAAAUCAAUUUACAUAUUGAAAAAAAAAAUAAUGAAGCAGAAUUUUCUACAUGCCUGUAAAAUUUGUAUAUAACACAUACUUGCAAAUUCAACGAAGGGAUAUUCAUAACAUUCCAAAGUAAAAUAUUUGACUAAUAAGUAUUUUCUCAAUUUAUGAUCUUAAGGACUGUUAUAAAAAGCACUAUAAAUGAAUGGGAUAACACUUUCUGAGAUGUUAAUUUUAGUGUACAAAUUUUAUAUGUUUAUCUAGAGGAACAGUUGUUUAUGAUUUUCUAUUGUGCCAAAGUUUGAUCAAAUUUAAAUCUAAACUGCUGUGUCCUGAUAAAGAGUGUUUCU